GCGGGACUUCCGGUUGCGCGGACCCGGAAGAUUCGGAUACAAGUUUAACUGUUGCAGCCCGCAUCCAUAUGCUCCCUACUUUAAACGUAUUCAUGUGAUUUAGGCGUUUUUUUACUCUGUAGUAUUAGCAACAAUGUUGUCCUUAGACUUCCUUGACGAUGUCCGUCGCAUGAAUAAGCGGCAGCUGUAUUACCAGGUGCUGAACUUUGGUAUGAUCGUUUCCUCUGCGCUGAUGAUCUGGAAAGGACUGAUGGUUGUCACCGGCAGCGAAAGCCCUAUUGUUGUUGUUCUCAGUGGGAGUAUGGAGCCGGCUUUCCACAGAGGGGACCUGUUAUUUUUGACUAAUCGAGUGGAGGACCCCAUCAGAGUUGGAGAGAUUGUUGUCUUCAGGAUAGAAGGCAGAGAGAUCCCAAUAGUACACAGAGUACUAAAGAUCCAUGAAAAGGAAAACGGUGACAUUAAGUUCUUGACCAAAGGAGACAACAAUGCAGUGGAUGAUAGAGGGCUGUACAAGCAAGGCCAACAUUGGUUGGAGAAAAAAGAUGUGGUGGGACGAGCAAGGGGGUUUGUGCCAUAUAUUGGAAUUGUCACCAUCCUCAUGAAUGACUACCCCAAGUUCAAGUAUGCUGUGCUCUUCAUGUUGGGUCUUUUCGUCUUGGUCCACCGGGAGUGAGGCGUCGACCCUUCGGCUCUGAAGAUGGAUAAACUGCGUCUAGAAAACCUCAGUCAUGCCUUUUGAAGCAGAUUUAUUUUUCUUUGUCAAACCCAACUUGAUUUCUUCUUCUUUUUUUUUGUACCAUUUGUUCACACAUUUUGUAGAAACGUGGAUAGAGUGUUUACAUUUUCAAAAGUCCAAGUUGUACAAGUAUUUUUGUGAGUUAAUUGGGAUAAAGUUUUGAGUCAAUUUUAGUAUGUGGUCUUCAGAAUGUGAAAUGGCAUUCUUAAAGGUAAAUUUACUUGCAUUCAUUUCUCCUUGAUUUAUUGUUCCUGGAAAUGACAUGGAUGUGUUUCUUGGCAACUGAAAAUAAAUACAUUUAAAAUCUGGUUAGCAUCCACUUCAGGUUACAUGAACUGUCAAAUUUCGUUUGGUCACGACAAGAUGUUUUGUUUCAUUAAUGUAGAGUUCAUUCUUGCUGGAAAAAAAAAAAUCAGUUCACUUUGGUUUUUAAACUUAUAUGAAGAUAUGUUUAGCAAACCUUUUUACAACCCUAUAUUGGAAGUGAAAUUUGUCUGUCACUGCUGAGAGACUUGCAUUGAAAUAAACAUUUUAAAGAGUUUUGGUAAA
Molecule: messenger RNA, 1285 nt
Organism: Fundulus heteroclitus (mummichog)
Lineage: Eukaryota; Metazoa; Chordata; Actinopteri; Cyprinodontiformes; Fundulidae
Gene: sec11a
Product: SEC11 homolog A, signal peptidase complex subunit
Exons: 6
Coding region: 134-673 (179 amino acids)
Cellular component (GO): signal peptidase complex; membrane
Molecular function (GO): serine-type endopeptidase activity
Source: RefSeq, a predicted model, not a curated record